AUGCCAGAUGGGGUUUUCCUUGUUAGGUUUGGAUCUAUUGAAGGAAGGGAUGCAUCCAUGAAUGCUGGUCCUAUGUUGUUUGAUAGGAAGCCCUUGAUUGUGAGGAAAAGGAAGCCUAGAAUCAACCUUAGAGAGGAGAAGAUUAGCACUGUGCCUGUUUGGGUUCGUUUGCCUGGAUCGGACUUGAAGUUUUGGGGGAAGUCUACCCUCAUGAAGAUAGGGGGUCUGGUGGGUGUGCCUUUGAAGCUUGAUAUAGCUACUGCCAACAAAGAACUUAUUGAGUAUGCAAGGGUAUUAAUAGAGGUAGAGAUUAAUGGUAGUUUUAUGGAGCAUAUUGAAUUCUUAGAUGAAAAUGGUGGUAAUGUGAAACAAGAGGUGAUAUUUGUGUGGAAGCCUGUCACUUGCUCCAUGUGUAAGGGCAUGGGACAUACGGUAGAUAUCUGCCCUAACAAAAGGGUAUGGAAACAAACUUAUGUUCCUACAGCUCAGAAAGUUUGGAGGCCGGUGCAACCUUCUAGCAAGCAAGCUGAUGUAUACGGUAACUCAUCAAUUCUUGAUCAGUAA
Molecule: messenger RNA, 564 nt
Organism: Chenopodium quinoa (quinoa)
Lineage: Eukaryota; Viridiplantae; Streptophyta; Magnoliopsida; Caryophyllales; Amaranthaceae
Exons: 1
Coding region: 1-564 (187 amino acids)
Source: RefSeq, a predicted model, not a curated record